UGGAGUAAUGAGAAUCAAACAUGGCUCUUGUGAUGAAGUUUGUGGAGUUGGUUUCAACUUUUCUCCAAAAUUCCUCUGGAACUUUUCUUUUCUUAACGUUACUUGUUGCAGUCCUUAUACCGUUAGUUGUCUUCAGAAUCCGUGCAAAGCUGAAUAAAAGAGGACCAAACCCUUUCACCUUUGACUGUCGAAGGCCACCUCAACCCCUGGUCUUAGACCAGGCGGAACGGGACAAAGUGAUCAAGCAAGGAUUUGUUGCGCGGAAAGUGCCUGACAACCUCGAUGCUAUCGUGAUAGGUAGCGGAAUUGGAGGGCUUACCUCUGCAGCCCUUUUGGCGAAGGCAGGAAAGAAGGUUCUGGUGUUAGAGCAGCAUGAUCAAGCAGGAGGAUGCUGCCAUUCGUUUAUAGACAAAGGUUAUGAGUUUGAUCCAGGUAUUCAUUACAUUGGAGAAAUGAACUGCACAGGAACAAUGCGUCUUCUCUCAGAUCAACUAACUGAAGGUCAGCUGGAUUGGGUUCCCCUUGAAAAACAAUAUGACACUGUAGUGAUUGGCAAUGGAGAUAAUACAAGAAAGUACCCAAUCUGUGGUGGACGGCAGAAUGAAUACCGCAAUGCUUUGUAUGAGAGUUUUCCAAAAGAAAGGAAAGCUAUUGAUCAAUACAUGAAACUGCUUAAGGAUGUUCGUAAAUCAAUGCCAGGUUAUGUAGCUUUCAAACUCAUGCCUGUAUGGUUGGCCAAAUUCAUGUUUACAACUGGAAUUUCAAACUGGAUGACAAAGUUUUUCAAGUAUUCUAAAAGAUCAGUUGCAGAAGUGUUGGAAGAGCUGACAGAUGAUAAGGAUCUUCAAACUGUCCUGGCAUACAAUUUUGGUGACUAUGGGACUCUUCCAGGAGAAGGCAGUUUUGCAAUGCAUGCUAUACUUGCAAAUCAUUACCUAUUUGGAGCAUUUUAUCCACGUGGUGGGGCAAGCGAGAUUGCUUUCCACAUCAUUCCGGUUAUAGAGAAAGCGGGUGGAAAAGUUCUAGUCAGAGCAAGGGUCUCCAAAAUUCUUGUUGAGGAAGCUUCUGGGAAAGUACAAGGUGUACGUGUUCAAAAGGGCGGUAGUGAGAUGGAUAUUUUUGCUCCAGUUGUGAUUUCGGCUGCAGGGAUCUACAACACAUUUGAGACCCUUCUUCGAUGUGAGGAACCCAUACCCAACAAGAACCUGCUAAAAUCCGAGGGUGUUCGUCAUGGUUACGCGGCCAUGUCGGUCUACGUCGGCCUCAAGGGGACGAAAGAGGACUUCAGACUAAAAGCUUCCAAUGUAUGGGCUUUCACCGACAACGAACUCGAUAAAAGCACUAGGAAGUACUUACAGUCGGACGCUGCUACCGCCGGAACUGAAGAUAUUCCCCUUUUGUUUAUCUCCUUUCCCUCGACUAAAGACCCCGAGUGGGACAGGAGACACCCCGGUAAAACGACAUGUACCGUCAUCACUCUUGCCCCGUACGAGUGGUUUGAGCGUUGGGAGAACGAACGGGUUAUGAAGCGGGGCGAGGAAUACGAGGAAUUCAAAAACCGUAUCGGCAAGCGCAUCUGGGAACAAACUUGCAAGCUCUUCCCGCAAGUUUGCGACCGGGUUGAUUUCUUUGAUGUCGGGAGUCCGUUGAGUAACAGAUACUACAUCGCUGCUCCUCGUGGGGAGAUAUACGGGAUUGAUCAUCACAUUGACCGGUUCAGUCCCAACGCCGUGAUGAAACUCCGCCCGGAUACGUCCAUCCCUGGGUUAUACCUGACCGGACAGGAUAUCUUAAGCUGUGGGUUCGCUGGAGCGAUGUUCAGCGGGGUGAUUACUGCUUCAGCUGUCCUUAAGAGAAAUUUAUUCGCGGAUAUGAGUCGUCUUCAAACGGAGGUGAAGAAAAAAGCAGCGAAGAGUGCAGACAUGGAAAACGGAGUGGCCAGUGAUGGUUUAGUCAAAGAGUGAUCCUAAACUUAUUUGGUCAUAAACCAAACUCUACUUCUCGCAAUGGAGCGUUUAUCUAACUUUACUAUUCCAUAUUAUCUGAUUGAUUGAUGAAGUUCGUAAUUACUUGAGAGAGUUAUAGAAUCCUAAAGAAGGUUUUAUUUGAAGGUGAUGAUGGUUCUCAUUGAGUUGAAUACUAUUAAUUAAUUACGUAUUAAUUAAUUACGUAACGUUAAUGAAAGGUGUGGAAAUUAUUUUUAAUCAAAAACAUAUCUUUCGUAGAAUGAUAAUAUAAUUAUAACAAAGGUUGAGAAUUAUGCCGAUAACUCCAGCCGCCGCUUCAAACAUUUAACCGUUUAAAUCCUGACAUCAGUUGGUAAAUUUUCCAUACUGUUCUUUAUACACUUCCUUAGGUACUGACAAGGACAAUUUGUUCAACUAUCGAGAGUGAUCUUAGUUGGUGAUCAUUUCCUUAAUUCUCGUGACCAUAAUCUGAUAUUUAGGGGUGAUAUUGGAAGGAGAAAUUAGAUGCUAGUCCCUGUAAGGGAAUAGAGAAGGUAAUUAAACGGAACUUUAAUGUUUUGGACUGGUAAGUCCUAAAAUGAGUGAUUUGUAUCAUUCCCAGUGAUUACUUAAACGUGGUUAUCUAGUAUUCUUGAUUACUUGUAUAGGACAACUGGAACAUAAUUCGUGUAUUUCGAUAGAAGAGGAGAGUAGGGUACUAGUGGUCUAUUCGUAGAAACUAUCGGCUUAUUUAAGUGAUUUUAAAUAAAGUUCUCAAUU
Pocillopora verrucosa is the source of this 2726-nucleotide messenger RNA. RefSeq names its product all-trans-retinol 13,14-reductase. NCBI's taxonomy places the organism in Eukaryota, Metazoa, Cnidaria, Anthozoa, Scleractinia, Pocilloporidae. The record is from RefSeq and is a predicted model, not a curated record. Gene Ontology annotation, molecular function: oxidoreductase activity.